Messenger RNA from Pelagomonas calceolata, 636 nucleotides. The record is from the annotation of a GenBank genome assembly. Lineage: Eukaryota; Pelagophyceae; Pelagomonadales; Pelagomonadaceae.
UGUGUUUGUGCGAUUUAUCGAUGGUUAGUAUUCCGCGCGCCGACGUGUCGCCGGCGCGGGCGCGAAGGGCCUUGCACUCUUGGAGCGCAGAGGGGUUCGUCGGUUCCAAGUAUGGGGAGGGGAGGGGAGGGGAUGAUUUUUUCAGGGCGCGGCCUGCUUCUGGCCGGUCGACGGUUCGGCGGCCGCCAUCUCGUCCGCGGCGUCCGAGAACGCCGCUUCCAGCUUGAUGUCCUCGGCGUCGGCGGCCGCGGCCUGCUCGCUCGCGCGGCUCUGGGACCGGAAGCGGUUCAGCGCGAGGCGUCCCGCGACCACGAGGACGGCGGCGACGACGACGAGGCCGACGAUGAGGCCGACGCUCGCCGUGGCCGCGCCGGCCGCGCCUCCCGAGCCCUCCUCGCGGAAGACGUAGACCGAGCCCGAGUCGCAGUUCAUAUUGUCGGGACAGGCGUCGUCGUCGUCGCCUAUAGCCCCGACCACGAUCGUAUCGCCGGCGAUCGCCACAGAGGCGCCGAAGUAGUCGGACGACGCGGCAUCGGCGGCCGUCAGCUUGGCCACCUCAACGUACGUGGCGCCAUCGUCGCUCGUGCGGAAGACGUAGGCAGAGCCCGAGUUGGAGCCGCCGUCGUCGUCGUAGUG